Messenger RNA from Loxodonta africana (African savanna elephant), 1459 nucleotides. It is a transcript of the gene VSNL1, whose product is annotated as visinin like 1. NCBI's taxonomy places the organism in Eukaryota, Metazoa, Chordata, Mammalia, Proboscidea, Elephantidae. The transcript is spliced from 4 exons. The record is from RefSeq and is a predicted model, not a curated record. The coding region runs from base 242 to 817 and encodes 191 amino acids. Gene Ontology annotation, molecular function: calcium ion binding.
GGAUUCCCAAUCUGCAGCAGAGACUUAUCCGAGCGUGUUGCGGCGGCAGCUGUGGUGGCAAGGCGCGAUCCAAGAGGGAUUUAAGCAAACUAGAGCUCUACAGAAGAAAAGAGUGUGAGAGAGCCACACAGAGACGGCUUAACCGUUUAUCCGAAUUAAAUAUAUAUAUUUAAAAAAAGAAAAAAGAACUGUUGAUUUUUAUCAUUUGCGUUGUGACCGUGCGAAGCGCUGUAACUGCAAAAUGGGGAAGCAGAAUAGCAAACUGGCCCCCGAAGUGAUGGAGGACCUGGUGAAGAGCACAGAGUUUAAUGAGCAUGAGCUCAAGCAGUGGUACAAAGGAUUCCUCAAGGACUGUCCAAGUGGGAGGCUGAAUCUCGAGGAAUUUCAACAGCUCUACGUGAAGUUCUUCCCAUAUGGCGAUGCCUCCAAGUUUGCCCAGCAUGCCUUCCGAACCUUUGACAAGAAUGGGGAUGGCACCAUCGACUUCAGAGAGUUCAUCUGCGCCCUGUCCAUCACCUCCAGGGGCAGCUUUGAGCAGAAACUGAAUUGGGCCUUCAACAUGUACGACCUGGACGGUGACGGCAAGAUCACACGAGUGGAGAUGCUGGAGAUCAUUGAGGCUAUCUACAAAAUGGUGGGCACUGUGAUCAUGAUGAAAAUGAAUGAGGAUGGCCUCACGCCUGAGCAGCGGGUAGACAAGAUUUUCAGCAAGAUGGAUAAGAACAAAGAUGACCAAAUUACACUGGAUGAAUUCAAAGAAGCUGCAAAGAGCGACCCUUCCAUUGUAUUACUUCUGCAGUGUGACAUUCAGAAAUGAGCUGAUGCCAACGCUAUGGACUGCACAAGUCUCAAUGUUCCAUUCAGUCUGCAGCUAUUCACACACAUACACACACAUACACACACACACACAAUAUUGCUUGGACUACCUAUAAAUGGACUUGCUUCUUGUGUUUGAAACACUUGUGUGCAUGAGAAUGUCAUUUGCUAAUGAAUUUUAAAAGCAUAUGUUAUAAAACAAACAAAAAACCUGCCACAAUGUGAUACGUGUAACAUCAUUUCAUAAAAAACCCUCUUCAUCCAAAGCCUGGACAGAAACGUGCUGCAAAGAGUUAUAUGAUUUCUUGUUCAUGUUUUGCUAAUGCUCGUGUCUCCUUGAUUACAUAAUGUUAGUGGCACUGAGACCCCACGGUAUUGUAACUUAAUUAUAAACUGUGUCACCAUUCUCCUGUAAAAUAGCAGUGGACAGAGAGGCAGAGGGGCCGUUGGCUCCUGUGUCUGGUCCACACACAGGAGCUUGUAUUAGCCGUGAAUACAAAUGUACAUUUGCAUGCAUUUUAGGUUUGCCUUAAUUCUUACCUCAUUUGCAUCCUACCAAUCUGGAAAGAGCUGUUGAGUGAAUGCAGUGUAAAACUUAAAAGCCCUGCUAAAAUGACUCCUUAAUUAAAUCUAUCUAUCUAUA